CAGUCGCUCAACUGUUUUCUUGGCGAAACGGUCGCUACGACAGCGAAAAAAUUUGGUGAACGAGAAAAAAAAACACCACGUGUAUACUCUGACGAAGCGUGACGAGUACGGGUGAUUUUUUUUUGCACGCUUCUCCAUUGAUUGAACAAUCUCAGUAACAAAUAACAAGUAUGUCAGCGAUAACGCGGAUUCGUGAUUCGAAAGAAAAUUUACCGAGUGACAGUGAAAUUGAGAAAAAGCUCGAGUGUGCGAGCAACGAAUUGUACAACGAUGUCCCGUGCGAUCCCACUCGGGCGCCUUUUGUCCCCGCAGAUUACGGUUUGCCGGCUAAUUUUCGUCUCACCAAGUACGGCGAUACAAAGUCGUUGGGAAUACGACCAACUCUUGAAUUGUUGGAAAUCUGUAUGGGCGCUUUGCACGAGAGUUAUCAGGAGACGAAUAAUGAAAAUUGGCGAGAAACGAACGAGGAAAAUUUUCCUUUGUUGAUGGAUGAGAAAACGUUGUUGACGAGAUUGCAUAAAUUCGAUCUUGUCAUGCUGGAAACGAGCAACACGCUGACGCCGUUGAUCGACGAUCCUUACAUCAUGGGAAAAAUCGCAUGUCUCAGUGUUCUCAGUGGAAUUUACGCUCUUGGAAUCGUCGACAUCACAACGACGCGAAUCGCACUCUCGAUUCCGUCGAGAAUGGAUCCUUCCCACAGGAAAAUCGUCCUACCAAUGAUAAUACGUGGAUUCAAGGAUGCUGCGCGAGAAUCAAAAACGACGGUUUACUGCUCCGAUGUCUUGGUAAAUCCGUGGUGCCUUAUCGGCGGUACUGCCACCGCGGUUUGCACUCUUUACGAAUUUAUUCCUCCGGACGGUGCCGCUCUCGGUGACGUAAUCGUACUGACCAAACCCCUUGGUACGUCGAUCGCCCUCGCAGUCUCCCAAUGGCUCGAACACACAGAAAAAAGGAAAAGACUUUUGCUCGCGAUCGACGAAGACGCCGUUAUAAAAGCUAAACAACGCGCUAUCGAUUCCAUGCUCAAGAGCAACCGCGAAGCUGCUAUUCUCAUGAGAAAGUACAACGCUCACGCAGCCUGCGAAGUAACGCACCAAGGAUUGUUAAAGUCAGCCGCGACGCUGGCGCAGCUUCAGAAAAAUCCCGUCAACUUCGUAAUCCACAAUUUGCCGGUGAUAGCAAAAAUGAACGCGGUCUCGAGGCUGACCGGUGACUCGACCAAAUUGCUGAACGGCUCGACGCCCGAGUUGUCGGGCGGUUUGAUUCUCGUCCUGCCUCGGGAACAAGCAGCAGCGUAUUGUAAAAUUUACGACAGAAUUGAGCGCAGGCAGACCUGGAUCAUUGGCCUCGUCGAGGAGGGACAGAGAACAGCGAGGAUCAUCGAUAGGCCAAGAGUCAUCGAGGUACCUGCCAAAGAAAACGAUUCAUCACUCUGGUGAAAAUUGAUCGAGGAGGCUUUGACCCAAAAGCGGUACGAGCUUCCAAAAAUAUUCCAAGGAUUUUCAGUGUAAACAAGAGCAACGUUUUUUUUUCUAACAAAUUCAUUUUCCCUCUGGCUCACGAGCAACGAAAUAUUUAAUAUGAAAAAACAUGUAAAAACUAGCGAAAAAAUACUUGACGAAUGUUCACAGUCUCAAGGAAUCGACCGAUCGUUAUUUUGUGACGAGUUUUUUUAAGGAAAUAAAACUUCAUUUGUUGUA
This is a messenger RNA of Venturia canescens, 1700 nucleotides long. Its product is annotated as inactive selenide, water dikinase-like protein. Gene Ontology annotation, molecular function: selenide, water dikinase activity; ATP binding. Gene Ontology annotation, cellular component: cytoplasm. NCBI's taxonomy places the organism in Eukaryota, Metazoa, Arthropoda, Insecta, Hymenoptera, Ichneumonidae. Gene Ontology annotation, biological process: L-selenocysteine biosynthetic process. The record is from RefSeq and is a predicted model, not a curated record. Bases 171 to 1439 code for a protein of 422 amino acids. The transcript has 3 exons.